Molecule: messenger RNA, 1420 nt
Organism: Paramecium tetraurelia
Lineage: Eukaryota; Ciliophora; Oligohymenophorea; Peniculida; Parameciidae
Exons: 4
Source: RefSeq, a predicted model, not a curated record
AUGUUCUGCCUUUGUGGAUCAAAAUAGGAAAACAAAGAAUAAGAACAUGCUUAAAGCACAAAUAGAACUACUCUUCAAUCCAAAAUGAGAUUAAAUAAUUCUGCCAGUCCAAAUAGUAUUAGCAUUGCUCAAGACUGCAAUAGAGUCAGUCAAGAAUACACAGAUUUCUUGUGUGAGUACGAGAAAAGUUAAUAAGAAAAGUCUUACUUCUUUGACGAAUAUGAAUGUUCCCCUUACUAGAAACUGGAAGAAUCAAAAACCGAUUAUGAAGAAUCUAUGCUGAUGCACUAAGGAGAUGGAUUAUUAGUGAAAUCAAUCAAAGUCAAUCAAUAAUCCAUUGCAAAAUUGAAAGAUACAUUUACAGCAUUUAUAAUGAGAAUUCUCUAUGAUAUUAAGUCGUUCUUUGAUAUCACUCCUCUUUAGGAAGUCAAAUUUGUAAAAUCGCUUGUGCCCAACAUCCUGACCGAGUUGACCUAUCGAAGAGUCAAAAAUGAUAAGCUAUUGAUUGCUCAUGAUCCUACAGGAAGCUUCUUGCUUAAACACCUUUCCUCCAGUCAAUAGAUCUAUUUCAUAGAAGAAACUCAAGUGUUUAGACCAAUCUUAGAAAAAGGAAUUGAAGUUUUGAAUUGCUAGAAUAAGUUACAUUUCAUAGCUAAAUCUAAUAUUACGGCCAAAUUAGACACUGCCAUUGUGAAUUUGUUGUUUCUUCAUGAUAUUCCUAUAUAUAGUGUAAUUUGGGAGUACUUGGAUUUGGCACAUGAUCUAAUACUAAUCCUCUCUCCAAAGUUAGAGUAUCAUGAAAUGAUAUCACAAUUGAGGUAAGGAAUAAAGAAUAGUGCACAGUCGCAUAUCUACUGCAGUGUAGAAAUUCAGUCUGUUUAUGAAUACAAUAAGCUCAUAGCCUUUAUUGUUUAUUAUGGCGAUAUAUCAGAGAUUAAACAAAAUUAACAAUUGCAUUUUCUGUAUAAAUGCAUAUCCAAGACAGUUCAGAAAACAUUUAAAUACAAGGAGUUUCUGAAAAAUUUGAGGAGUCAGAUUGGAGUGAUGAAACUGGUCGAUUUGUUUUCUCUCUACGGACUAUUAUUCGAUAGUUCGGAUGAGAAUUUCAAACGAUUCUACAAGCAAGUUAAGAAAGAAUACUUUCCGACAAUAAAAUCUCAAAAGUUCAUAUAAGUUGAUAGCAUCAAAUCAUCCACUGAAUCUGAGAGCGAAGGGAUUCAAGAGAUAUCAUCUGUAAACUCCCUUGAAACUGAAUUCAAAUCUUAUAGUAAAAGUGUAUCCAUACAUAAGUCCAAUUAUGUUUACGUUCACUUCCAUUCAUAAAACAGUUAGAAAUCAACACAACAGGAAGAACAAAUUUAAAUCAGUCAAUGAUGUUUAUUUAUUAUUAUUUAUAACUAAAAGUACUUUAGGAGAUAAA